AUCCCCCCGAGGACGGUCCGGGAGAUGCCCUGGGGUCAAUCCCUCUCUUUCCCCCCCCCCCCCGGCAGUUCUGGUGACCCUGGACCCCUCCACGGCCCACCCGCAGCUCGUGGUGGCCCCCAACGGCCUCAGCGUGAGGUGGGAACCCCCCCAGCAGGACCCCCCCGAGGAGGGUCCUGACCCCAACCCUGACCCCAACCCCGACCCCUCGGUGCGGGGCCACCCGGGCGUCACCUCCGGGCGCCGCUGCUGGGACGUGGAGGUGUCGCCCCGGGGCUCGUGGGCUCUUGGGGUGGCCCCGGAGACCCCCCCGGGCGAGCUGUGGUCCAUGGGGCUGUGCCAGGGGCAGCUCUGGGCGCUCACGGCCCUGGAGCGGGUGCCCCUGGGGCGGGUGAGGGUCCCCAGGAGGGUGAGGGUGGCCCUGGACCACGACGGGGGCCGGGUGGCUUUUUUCGACGGGGAGAGGAGGGAGUUGAUCUUUGCCUUCCCCGCGGCCUCGUUCGGGGGGCGGAGGGUGCACCCCUGGUUCCUGGUGUGGGGGGAGGGAGCCCGGAUCGACCUGUGCCCCUGA
Messenger RNA from Neopelma chrysocephalum (saffron-crested tyrant-manakin), 571 nucleotides. RefSeq names its product butyrophilin subfamily 1 member A1-like. The transcript has 2 exons. Gene Ontology annotation, molecular function: protein binding. The annotation marks the transcript as partial. Lineage: Eukaryota; Metazoa; Chordata; Aves; Passeriformes; Pipridae. The record is from RefSeq and is a predicted model, not a curated record.